This is a messenger RNA of Dothidotthia symphoricarpi CBS 119687, 996 nucleotides long. RefSeq lists its product as uncharacterized. The transcript has 2 exons. The coding region runs from base 1 to 996 and encodes 331 amino acids. The record is from RefSeq and is a predicted model, not a curated record. NCBI's taxonomy places the organism in Eukaryota, Fungi, Ascomycota, Dothideomycetes, Pleosporales, Dothidotthiaceae.
AUGCUUCACCACCAGCCACAAGUUCUUUCUCCUCUCGUUGAGACGCACUCACAGUCACCGAACGCGACCAGCGUUCGCCCUCGAAAGAUGUCUGCCGCAGGAAACAGAUCUUGGUCCGAAGAAGAGGAGACUUAUCUUCUCCAAACUCGCUUGCAAAAGAUGCCUUACAAGCACAUUGCCGCGCAUCUUGAGAAAACAGAGCUGGCCUGCCGCCUCCACUACCACCAGCUAUCGCACGGUAGCCACCGCCGCAGACGCAACUCAUCUGUUUCCUCAACCAUGUCCGCUGUCUCUGUCGGCCAAUCUCCAUCCUUCUCCAUGGCGGCUGACCACGAUGACUGCACGCAAUCACCCCGCCAGUGCUCCCCAAUAAGCUACACUACCAGUCCCCACGCCAGAUCAAAGUCAGACACGACCUUCAUGCGUGCGCAGCACAAGAUCCUCCUCCCCAGACCCCACAUUCUCACCCCCCGUGUAUCUCCUGAACCUCACACCGCCCUCCGCAUCGACACCGAGGUUGCCCACCACCCCCAAAUCAUCAACACCGACCGCCUCCGCGCUAUCUACGAAGCCCGCCGCCACCAGUUCUGGGCCGCCGUCGCAGCAGACUACGGCUCCGACGUUUCCCCCGCUCACCUCGAACACCUCUGGCGCAACGGCGCAAACACGGUUCGUCCUCCCACUCCCGACGCCUCGCCCGAUGGCACGGUGCUGUACAACCCCGUCCUCGUCUCCAAGCCAUCAACAUCGACAUCGACAACAACAUCGCCGUUCACGUACCCGUCGCCUGCCGCGAGCGAACAGAACAAGCACUACAGCCCCAUGCAGCAGAUGAACAUCAGCGCUGUGUCUGCCCCCGAGCGCACGCCGUAUAUGCUCCCGAUGCCUGUGCCUUCCACCGGGCGACCGCGGGCUGGCACAUGGAGUUCUGCGCCGAGAGACAAUAUGCCGAUUGCGAGCUUGCUCACUGAGGAUAAGAACCCGCGGGACUUGUAG